Molecule: messenger RNA, 804 nt
Organism: Saccharomyces eubayanus
Lineage: Eukaryota; Fungi; Ascomycota; Saccharomycetes; Saccharomycetales; Saccharomycetaceae
Gene: DPM1
Product: dolichyl-phosphate beta-D-mannosyltransferase
Exons: 1
Coding region: 1-804 (267 amino acids)
Biological process (GO): protein O-linked glycosylation via mannose; GPI anchor biosynthetic process
Cellular component (GO): endoplasmic reticulum membrane
Molecular function (GO): dolichyl-phosphate beta-D-mannosyltransferase activity
Source: RefSeq, a predicted model, not a curated record
AUGAGCAUUGAGUACUCCGUUAUCGUUCCCGCCUACCACGAAAGGCUAAACAUCAAGCCCCUAACCACCCGGCUGUUCGCCGGUAUGGGCCCCGAGAUGGCCAAGAAGACCGAGCUGAUCUUCGUCGACGACAACUCGCAGGACGGCUCCGUCGAGGAGGUCGAUGGCCUGGCCCACAAGGGCUACAACGUGCGCAUCAUCGUCAGGACCACCGAGCGCGGUCUUUCCUCCGCCGUGCUCAGGGGCUUCCACGAGGCCCAGGGCCAGUACCUCGUGUGCAUGGACGCCGACCUGCAACACCCACCAGAGAGCGUUCCUGACCUGUUCCGGUCUCUACACGAUCACGCGUUCACCCUGGGUACCAGGUACGCUCCCGGCGUUGGCAUCGACAAGGACUGGCCGCUGUACAGACGCGUCAUCUCCUCCACCGCCAGGAUGAUGGCCAGACCCUUGACCGUGGCCUCCGACCCCAUGAGUGGGUUCUUUGGCCUGCAGAAGAAGUACCUGGAGAACUGCAACCCACGCGACAUCAACUCGGAGGGCUUCAAGAUCGCGCUUGAGCUGCUCGCCAAGCUGCCUCUGCCAAGAGACCCCAGACUGGCCAUCGGCGAGGUGCCCUUUACUUUCGGUGUGAGAACCGAGGGUGAAUCCAAGCUCUCGGGCAAAGUCAUCGUCCAGUACUUGCAACAGCUGAAGGAGCUUUACGUUUUCAAGUUCGGCGCCAACAACCUCAUCCUCUUCAUCGCCUUUUGGUCCAUCCUGUUUUUCUACGUGUGCUACCAGCUGUUCCAUCUGGUCUUUUAA